GAGGGAAGACAUCAGAGCUGCUGCUGCCACUGACAUUAACACUCGUCAGGGUUGUGUGCAGCAGCAGCAGCUGGGCUCACAGGGAUCACCACCAUGAUGACAACGAAGAGACUGGACAACUUUGAGGUGGUGUGUGAGUGGGCUUCGUGCAACUUCAAGGGCCACACCAUGGAGGAGCUGAGCGACCAUAUGUCCCUGCACCUGAAGGACUACCUGGGAGACAACGAUGCCUUAGAGGAGCUGGACGAGUAUGCUUGUCUCUGGAAUGGAUGUGAAUUUCUAUCCAUGGGUAGCCCUGCGGAGCUGGAGGUCCAUGCUUACUUCCACAACUACCAUGGUAAGCUCAAGUUCGUCGGGUCACAGCUGCUCAAGUCCCGUCCGGAUCUGCCCAGCUGCAACCAAGGCUUGCACAGCAACAACCUGGUCCCCGAAGGGUCAGACGGAUACGUUUGCCAGUGGGAGCACUGUGAUAGUACAUUUAACAAUCCGGAGUGGUUCUACAGACAUGUGGACAAUCAUGUUGAAAGUGCUGAGCCGCAGUCUCUUUUACACCAGCAACAGGCUCUCUUCUGCCACUGGACAGGCUGCGAUGCUUUCUUCAAAAUCAAGUACCGUUUGAGAGAACACAUGCGGAGUCACACUCAGGAGAGACUUGUAGCCUGUCCCACGUGUGGCAGCAUGUUCUCCAGCAACACAAAGUUGUUUGACCACCUACACAGGCAGGCCGAGCCAGUGGAGUCGCUGGUGUGUGAACAUUGUGGCAAAGCUUUUUCCAGCGAGCGGCUUUUGAGGGAUCACGUUCGUCAGCAUGUGAAUCAGGUGAAGUGUCCAUUCUGUGACAUGACCUGCACCACUUUGGCAGCUCUGAAGAUCCACAUCCGGUUCCGCCACUGUGAUGAGCGGCCCUUCCCGUGUGACUUCUGUGACAAGAGAUUUAAGAACCAGCGCGAUCUACAAAAGCACACAGAGGUUCACAAUGAGGGCACCGUGUAUCACUGCACAGUGGAGGGCUGUGAUUAUUCUUGUCACACAUUCCAAACCAUGAGCCACCACUUCAAGAGAGUGCACGAGGUCGGAGGAAUGUCCAAAUAUAAAUGCCAUAUCUGUGAUAAGGUCUUCUCCUGGUGUUACACUCUCACGCUUCACCUUCGCAAGAAGCAUGAGCUGAAAUGGCCGUCUGGACAUUCCCGCUUUAGAUACAGGAAGGACGUGGACGGCUUCUUAAAAGUAAACAUGGUGCGUUUUGAGACUGUGGAAGUGACAAAGGAGAUCAUGAAGAACAUGGCCAAAAAGCCGCAGAGCCUUCGGAAAAGUCAGAGAACCAGCAGUCGGAACAAGAGGGACGCGGUCACGCCAGAGAGUGGCCGAAGCUCCCCUGCAGGAUCCUCCUCGCCCUCCUCCAGCUCCUCCUCCUCGUACUCCUCGGAGUUCUCUGGAGGUGAAGACGUUUCGUCUCAGCCCAGCCCCAGAGGCAGUGACUCUCCCGUCUACUGUGUCAUGAGCACCAUCCCUCACAUUGAGGAGGAGCCGGGAGGAUUAUCUCAGGAGGACUGUGACGGUAGUGGGACAUCGGGAGCGGUCCAGGCCCUGACGGAGGUGGCGAGGGGCCUGGGCAUGGACGUGGUGUGAUUCCACACUUCGCUGCACCCUGCAUCCAUUCUGGGCUCCCUUGUAGCUGUUAUGCAAUUAAAUUGGUCUGCCUGUUGUAGUAUAUUUUGCCGCGGAGCUUUUAGUGGAGGUGUCACUGGCUUUCUCAUGGUUUUUACGGUGGUAUGACUUGAGAUCUCUGUGCUGGUUUUGGAGACCACGCUUUCAUUAUUGCAGCUCAGAUGCCUCAGCUUAGCUUUGUGACGUGUCCUGUGAAUGAUGUUUCUGACAGAGUUUACAUGAAGGAGAUGAGUUAAAGCACUACAAAGCCAGUUUUAUGUAAUGUUCUGUAUGUGUUCUUAAACGCCAUGCUCCAUUUUGUGUGAUAUUUCCAUGAUGUUGCCCGAUGAAGAAUUUCAUAAGACAUUAUUUUUUAUUGUAGCCUUGGAAUGAUGCUUAAUUUUAUUGUUACUAAGUUUAAAUACAUUUUUGAUACAAAAGUAAACUUUUUCGUUUUUGUAC
This is a messenger RNA of Morone saxatilis (striped sea-bass), 2109 nucleotides long. RefSeq lists its product as uncharacterized. NCBI's taxonomy places the organism in Eukaryota, Metazoa, Chordata, Actinopteri, Moronidae. Gene Ontology annotation, biological process: regulation of transcription by RNA polymerase II; anatomical structure development. Gene Ontology annotation, molecular function: DNA-binding transcription factor activity, RNA polymerase II-specific; RNA polymerase II cis-regulatory region sequence-specific DNA binding. The record is from RefSeq and is a predicted model, not a curated record. The transcript has 10 exons. Bases 94 to 1629 code for a protein of 511 amino acids.